AUGGUGGAGCUCGAACAUGCGGGUGCCGGCAUCUUGGUAUAUACAAAGAUCUACUCCAAAGUGGCGAAACCAGAAUCCAGAUGCAAUGAGAGAUGUUCUCCUGGGUACAGAAAAACUCCUAAUGGAAGUAUACAUGUCUGCUGCUAUGACUGUGUCCCGUGCCCCAAGGGGGAAGUGUCCAAUGUGAUAGACAGUGAAAGUUGCCACAGGUGUCCAGAGGAAGAAUUGCCAGAUGAGAGAAAAGUAAAAUGUAUCCCCAAAACAUAUGAUUUUUUGUCCUAUGAAAAUGACCUUUUGGUUCCAUUUUUUUCAUUCACUGCUUCAUUGUUUUCAGUUAUAACACUUUUUAUUAAAGGAAGUUUUAUUUAUUACCAGGGCACUCCAAUAGUAAAAGCCAAUAACCAGACCGUGAGCUUCAUCCUUCUGACCUCUAUCCUGCUGAGCUUCCUCUGUGUCUUCUUGUUCUUAGGACGUCCUGUGGAUAUAACUUGCAUGCUGAGACAAAUUUCCUUCGGAAUCUUCUUCUCGAUAACAGUCUCUUCUGUUCUGGCCAAGACUACUACUGUAUAUGUUGCAUUCAAAGCUACCAAGCCUGGAAGUUCCUUGAGGAAGUGGGUGGAGGUCAAGGUUCAUAAUUUUAUAGUUUUCAUGUCCUCCCUAGUCCAAGUUCUGAUCUGUGUUAUUUGGCUGUCAGUAUCACCUCCUUACCAAGAGUAUGACAUGCACUCCUAUCCUGGGAAGAUCAUCGUUCAGUGUAACGAAGGGUCAGUUUUCGGUUUCUACUCUGUGUUGGGUUAUAUGGGGCUUCUGGCAACUGUAAGUUUUGUUCUGGCUUUCAUGGUGAGGACAUUACCAGACAGUUUUAAUGAGGCCAAGUACAUCACCUUCAGCAUGCUGGUGUUCUGCAGUGUCUGGAUUGCCAUGAUCCCGGCCUAUCUGAGCACCAGUGGGAAAUACAUGGUUGCUGUGGAGGUAUUCGCCAUACUGACCUCCAGUGCUGGAGUACUCUGCUGUAUAUUUUUCCCAAAAAUGUACAUUAUUUUUGUAAAGCCGGAGAAGAAUUCUAGAAAACUCAUGCUAACAGCCAAAAGUCAUGGCAAUCCAGACACUGCAGAAUACCAGCACGCAGAAGGUGUUGUACUUGUCCUCAAAUGUGGCUGCCUAAAGUCCCCAGCAAGUGUCGUACCUCAGACAGCCACAUCUUCCUGUGAGCAGCAGGUGCCCCUAAGCAAGCACUGGUCCGCACAUCUCCUUAUCCGGCUCCUUCCUGACAGCACGCUGCCUUCCUCCGGACCUCAGUUUGUAUGA
Molecule: messenger RNA, 1308 nt
Organism: Nanorana parkeri
Lineage: Eukaryota; Metazoa; Chordata; Amphibia; Anura; Dicroglossidae
Product: vomeronasal type-2 receptor 26-like
Exons: 6
Coding region: 1-1308 (435 amino acids)
Biological process (GO): G protein-coupled receptor signaling pathway
Cellular component (GO): membrane
Molecular function (GO): G protein-coupled receptor activity
Source: RefSeq, a predicted model, not a curated record